This is a messenger RNA of Salvelinus namaycush (lake trout), 717 nucleotides long. RefSeq names its product trace amine-associated receptor 4-like. Gene Ontology annotation, biological process: G protein-coupled receptor signaling pathway. Gene Ontology annotation, molecular function: trace-amine receptor activity. Bases 1 to 717 code for a protein of 238 amino acids. The record is from RefSeq and is a predicted model, not a curated record. Gene Ontology annotation, cellular component: membrane. The transcript has 2 exons. NCBI's taxonomy places the organism in Eukaryota, Metazoa, Chordata, Actinopteri, Salmoniformes, Salmonidae.
AUGGAGAAACAUGAAGAUAUUCAAUACUGUUUUCAAGACGGAAACUCUUCUUGCAGAAAGGUUUUGCUAUCGACAUCUAUCUACAUAACACUGUACAUCUUCUUCUCAUUGAUUUCAGCAGUUACAGUAUUUUUGAAUGUACUGGUGAUUAUCUCCAUCUCUCACUUCAAGCAGCUCCACACUCCAACCAACCUGCUCAUCCUCUCUCUGGCUGUGUCAGAUCUCCUGGUGGGACUGAUUGUGAUACCAGUAAUGACUGUAGCAAUAAUGGAAUCAUGCUGGGGUUUUGGGGAAUAUUUCUGUGUGUUUCAUUUCUUCAUUACUUUUUUAUGUACUACUUUAUCGCUGGGCAAUUUGGUCUUGAUAUCUAUUGAUCGCUAUUUUGCUGUGUGUGAUCCCUUAUUGUACCACUCUAAAAUAACAAUAACAGGAAAGGCUGCCAGUGUGUCUGGUGUUAAAACUGUACAGGCAAAUAAGUCUGAGAGAAAAGCAACAAAAACUCUGUCUAUUGUUGUUUUCACCUAUUUCAUUUGUUGGAUUCCAACUCUAUUAAUUUACUUUUUUUCUUCAGUUUUAGGUGAUCAUUUAAUAUCAUAUUUCACCAGUUAUCUGCCACUUGUUAAUUCCUUAAUUAAUCCAAUAAUUUAUGCUUUAUUUUAUCCAUGGUUCAAAGUGACAGCUAAACUUAUUUUAACUUUGAAGAUAAGACGUUUAUAG